Molecule: messenger RNA, 1056 nt
Organism: Sclerotinia sclerotiorum 1980 UF-70
Lineage: Eukaryota; Fungi; Ascomycota; Leotiomycetes; Helotiales; Sclerotiniaceae
Exons: 5
Coding region: 1-1056 (351 amino acids)
Biological process (GO): spliceosomal snRNP assembly
Cellular component (GO): SMN complex
Molecular function (GO): protein binding; RNA binding
Source: RefSeq, a predicted model, not a curated record
AUGGCGGGGCCAGAGAACACUAAGCAAUACGUCCCUUUGACAUGCCAUGGUCACUCAAGACCUGUUACGCAUAUCAGCUUUUGUGGUUUCGUGGAUGGAAAGGAUGACGAGUAUUACAUGAUAUCAGCAUGUAAAGAUAACAACCCUAUGUUAAGAAGUGGUAUUAAUGGCGAUUGGAUUGGUACUUUCUUUGGACAUAAAGGCGCAGUUUAUCAAGCUAGACUUUCUCCAGAUGCCAAAUAUGCUGCGACUGCUUCGGCAGAUUUCACUGCGAAAGUCUGGGAUACAUACACUGGAGAAACUCUCUAUACUAUCCAACAUCAACAUGUUGUUCGAGCUGUCGCAUUUCCUCCCGAAUCAGGUACCACUCUAGCGACGGGAGGAACUGAUAAGAAACUUUUUAUUUUCGACCUCGCGAAACUCAAUUCUUCCGGCGCAAAUGGCACAACUUCUAAUGGCAAUGGAAGCGACACUAAGAGCAUUUCACAAGAUGAUGGUUUCGAGAUUGGCCCAGGUGUUCACAAAGGCACAAUCAAGGCGGUUGUUUGGACUCAGGAUCCCAAUAUCAUAGUUACGGCUGCAGACGAUAAAGUUAUAAGAUGGUGGGAUUUACGUUCGCAAUCCGUUGUUCAAGAACAAAAGGUAGAUGGUGAUAUUGGUUCAUGCGAGUUUAGCAACGUUGCAUCUGGACCAGGAGAUAUUGGUGGAGGAUUACCUAUUUUAUCGAUUGCUGCUGGCAAGACUCUGUACUUUUAUGGUGGACCAGCUGCAAACACUCUUAUCAAGAAAGUUGUCUUGAAUUAUGAGGUUGCCAGUGUAGCGAUUCAUCCACUUCAAAGGAAAUACAUCACUGGCGGAAUUAAGGAUACAUGGGCGAAGGUUUAUGAUUUUGAUUCUGAUCAAGAACUUGAUGUUCACAAAGGUCAUCAUGGUCCAAUCUGGAGCAUCAGUUUCUCUCCCGAUGGAAAAUUAUAUGCUACGGGCAGUGAAGACGGUACGAUUAAGAUGUGGAAGAAUUGUCCUGGUUCCUUUGGACUAUGGAGAGCGGAAAGUUAA